GAAGAAUAGUAUGUAUAAAGUACUUCACAAUCAAGACAUAAAACACGAGUGCUCGCGGUCAGGGGGACUGCACGCGUAUCCUGAUCAUUUCAGGGAACCUAAAAAGCUCUGUCUUUAAACCACAGACGUUUGCUAAAUGAUCAUUUAAAGGUUCCUGUCCUCUGGUAGGACUUUGUAUAUAGUGUACAUAUCGCUUUUCUAACAGAGGAUCUCGCUCAGAUAAGCCGAGCAAUCUCGAAGGAUCGAAGACAGAGAACACGCGGGGAUUUCAACGAAGUCGAAGCAUUGCACUAUUCAAAUCCCAUUCAAAUCCGACGCAUGCAUCAACCUAGAAAAAGCACCGAUCAGACUAAAUAGGUGAAACGCUGCGAGAAAAAGAAAAGAGAAACAUCGGUGGAGAGACAGAGAACGAGAAGAGGAAGAACGAGCACAAGAUGAAGCAACAGGCUUCGUCGGACGAGUUCCCCAUAUGGAUGAAAUUGCUUUCCGCAGGCACAGCAGCCUGCAUCGCUGAUUUAGCGACGUUUCCAUUGGACACCGCCAAAGUCAGAAUGCAGAUUGCUGGAGAAAGUCGUCCUCUCCUACUGGCAUCAGCGGACGGCUCCAUGCUCGCGGUUCGAAACGCGCACCCAGGAUUAUUGAGGACAGUAGGAAACAUCAUCAGACUCGAAGGAGCAAGGAGCCUGUACGGAGGUCUGUCCGCGGGACUCCAGAGACAGAUGUGUUUCGCCAGCAUACGGUUGGGCCUCUACGACGGGGUGAAGUCACGCUACGCUGGAAUCAUCGACGGUAAUAACAGGAGCGGAUCGAAGAACAUUUCCGUGCGAAUAGCCGCUGGAAUCACGACAGGCGCCCUGGCGGUGCUUUUUGCUCAGCCGACUGAUGUCGUCAAGGUUCGCCUACAAGCUGGAAGUAUUGGACGAUCGUCGGUGAGAUACAGCUCGACUCUACAAGCGUACAAGAAUAUCGCUGCUGAAGAAGGGACGCGGGGCCUUUGGAAAGGUACCAUGCCCAACAUCUCGAGAAACGCGAUCGUAAACGUGGCGGAGAUCGUUUGCUAUGACAUCAUCAAGGAUUUCAUCUUGGAGCGCGGCUACCUGCGCGAUGGGAUCCCUUGUCAUAUAACGGCCGCCGUGGCGGCAGGACUGUGUACCACCUUGGCUGCUAGUCCUGUAGACGUGGUGAAGACUCGUUACAUGAACAGCGCUCCCGGCGAGUACAAAGGCGUGAAGGAUUGCGCCGUUCGUAUGAUGAUGAAGGAAGGCCCGUCCGCGUUUUACAAAGGCUUCGUGCCCAGCUUCACGCGUCUGGUAUCCUGGAACAUCGUUCUGUGGAUCACCUACGAACAGUUCAAGGUCUACGCGAAGAAGAUGAACGGCGACCAAUAAAAUAUCCAUCCCUGUCGCGUUCCGCAUCGUUCUCGAUCGACUGCAGCACCCGUCGAUUCACAAGAUGUGCACAGACAAGCCGUGUUUUAAUCAACUGCAGCUUCAUAAUCUGUAUUUUUCGAUCGUGUAGCUUAGAGAUGGGAGAAUGUAUUGUCGAAUGUAUCGGUUAGAUUUGGUCGUUUUUCGAAUAGAGCCUCUCUUGCCUACUGUCGUUUGCAGUUGUUGUUCCACCGCAAAAUUUUGACGCAUAUAUUUACAUACAUAUAAGUUUUCCUCUUAAGUACUUAGAUAGUAUGCAUGAUUGUAUUGAUUAAUUCAACGUCGUAUAAUUACUUACUUUCCAUUGAUUGUCGAACUUGAUAACAGUUUCAGGAUCCUGUCUGUAGGUAACAGUAUCUGUCGCUGGCUUUUCUACCUGAUACGUAUUCGUAUGUAAUAAUUAUUCACAAAGAUUCUUACUUACGUAUACGUAGAGGGUGAGCGUAUAGUACAUGAUAGAAAAGCUGUUGACGUUGCGCUGCUUCAUAGGAUAUUGUAAUUGUUCGCACGAGGAUAGAUAUUAGACUUUCUUUCUCCUUAACAAAGGACCUUAAGUGUAAGAGUGUUUAAGCACAAUUUCGUUGAUCUUACUUAGUUUGCAAACGACGGCAGACCAAUUCUCCCAUCUAUCGUUGUAUUUUCAAUUUUUUUUUUCGUAGAUAUUUCGACCGCGCGUGCACUCAUGAUUGGGAGUUGAUCAAAUUAAAAUCAAUGUUCGUGAUUUGACAAAACGGAGGAAACCUGUCCGUCCGAAAUUACGUUUGAAACAAUUCGAAUACGUAACUGCGAUUGACCUGUUUUAAUACAGUUCGUUAAGUAAAAAAGAGAAAAGAAAAAGAAAGGAACGCUCGUUUUUCAAAAGUCUUUUUCGUCUUUCAACGGAGUGCACGUACGAUCAAGGAGAUCUUAGAAAACUCUCAAUAAUCCCAUAAUGAAACAUUUUCGACUACGUAAGUCAGCUUUAGAGACAUUAGUUGGACAAUUGAGAGAAAGAAAUUUCUCCUCUCUCCCUGAUGAAUACUAACCUAAUAUAAACUUGCGCGCAUUACGAUACGCCAUACAGACAAUAACGUUUCAAAAAUUGAUUUCAAUGUCUCUGCAAUGUCUGUUGACAAAAAUUACACACACACACACAUACACACG
Molecule: messenger RNA, 2570 nt
Organism: Heterotrigona itama
Lineage: Eukaryota; Metazoa; Arthropoda; Insecta; Hymenoptera; Apidae
Source: the annotation of a GenBank genome assembly